CGCCUAGUCUUCACUCACUCUCGAUCAAGUCAUCAGUGUCCUUCCAGAUCCCACCGCGCGUCUCUGCGGGCGACACGCGCACACGCCACAGCUCGUCGCGAUCGUCAACGGUCGAGCCAUCGCCCAUGGGAGGGAGGCACGAGGCGGAGGCGGACGGCGGAAAGGCCGGGGGCUACUCCUCCUCCGGCCUCCCGCCGUCGGAGGCGCCGCACCUGCAGGGCCAGCCGUCGCAGGAGUACGGGUACGGCACGUUCCAGGGCCCUCGGCAACCUCCCGUCGGGUUCCCGCAGCCUGCUCCGCCUCCCGGGUUCGGCGGCGGCGGCUAUCACAACCAGCAGAAGCCGUACGCGCCCGCGGAGCCCUACUACGCUCAGGGGUACCAGGCCGUGCCAGGCUAUGGUCCUGUUGCUGAAGGAAGACCUGUGAGAAUGAGGCGUCUCCCAUGUUGUGGCCUCGGCUUAGGCUGGUGUCUGUUCAUUACUGGGUUUUUCCUUGCUGCCAUUCCAUGGUACAUUGGAGCUUUUAUUCUGAUAUGUGUGCGGGUACAUGACCAACGAGAGAAACCAGGAUACGUUGCUUGCACAAUUGCUGCUGUUGUUGCUGCCGUUGCCAUCCUCCUGGGGGUAACUAAAGGAACUCAUGUGUGGUGAAUUGCCUCCAGAGAAGGCAAUGGAUGUAUACUUGCGCUGUAUAUCUGUGUGUAUUAAAAGUGUGGAGCAACAUCAUGUGCUCUCCUAUGUCCAUAUCUAUUCUACUUUGUAAUGAAAUUUUAAACGUACCAUCUACUUCUUGUAAGCAGCACUGCAUCAUACAAUAAGAUACCUUGUGUAAAUUGUGGAUUUUCUGGACAAUAUAUAAUAGUAUAUAUCAAUCAGGGUCAAGAAUCCCCAGACUUCUCUC
This is a messenger RNA of Sorghum bicolor (sorghum), 900 nucleotides long. Its product is annotated as 60S ribosomal protein L18a-like protein. The transcript is spliced from 4 exons. The record is from RefSeq and is a predicted model, not a curated record. Bases 126 to 650 code for a protein of 174 amino acids. Lineage: Eukaryota; Viridiplantae; Streptophyta; Magnoliopsida; Poales; Poaceae.